Spodoptera frugiperda (fall armyworm) is the source of this 949-nucleotide messenger RNA. RefSeq lists its product as uncharacterized. The record is from RefSeq and is a predicted model, not a curated record. The coding region runs from base 1 to 753 and encodes 250 amino acids. Lineage: Eukaryota; Metazoa; Arthropoda; Insecta; Lepidoptera; Noctuidae. The transcript has a single exon.
AUGGAGGCAGUGGAUGCUGUAAACGGAACGCUGGCUGCGAUGAGGGCAGAAUUUCAAGAAAGGAUGGCGAAAUUUGAAGCUGGGCAUAGCGGUACGCCAUCCAAACUUGCAUCUGGCGGCACCUCAAGCUUGGCACAGGACUACUGGGCAUUCAAGCGGUUCAUUUUUGAUGCACUUGAGUGUCUGCAACGGCAGAUGGAUUUCUUUGUUCGGGACAUGGAUGCGUUGGAGAUGAGAGGCCGUAGAAAGAUGCUCUUGAUCCACGGAGUCCCUGAGAACAAGAAUGAAAACACAGCAAUGGUGGUUGCAAGCAUGGUCCAGGAGAAGCUAAAAGUGGAUAGCUUCACUACCUCUGACGUCCGUAGAUGUCACCGGGUGGGCAGCUUCCCCGGCAAGACAAAACCCAGACCCAUACUGGUCAAGAUGCAGGAUGUAGAUACCCGUGACAAGGUCUGGUACAAUAAGACCAAACUAAAGGGCACGGGUAUCACAAUAUCGGAGUUCCUGACGAAGACACGUCACCAGGUCUUCAUGGCAGCGCGGAAUGGGUUUGGUGUGGCGAACUGCUGGACUAAAGCGGGCCACAUCUACGUCCUGGGACCGGAUGGCGUCAGGCACCGCAUUGCGAGUCUCACUGAAUUGCGUGCGAUUGGCGAGCCCGCAGCAGUUCCCGAGCAGUCUCCUGCAGCAGUUCCCGAGCGAUCUCCUGCGGCAGUGGCACGGAGAGGGAAGCGCGGCGCCACUAAAAAGUGACUUCGAUAAUCCUGCUGCGUUCGGGUAACAAUUUCACUUCCUAUUUCCUUUGUCUUGAGGUAGUAAUCGAAUACCUUCACAACAUUAUAUUUAUUACUUUGAUGUAUUUAUUGCCUCUACCCAUCUUAACAUAUCAUUAUUAUAUUAUAUUUUAUUCCUAUACCCUUCUAUAUUUUAACUAUUUUCUAUAUAUUUA